AUGGCAGAUGACAGUGAGCAGCUACUAAAACUUACUGUUAAUACUAUUAGAGCUGCAUCUUCUCUCAGCGCUCAAGAUAUUGGUUUCUAUAGAAGUUUAGAUGAUGCUAUCUCAAAGUCGUUAGAUGAAACAUGUGAGGAAAUCCGUCUCCUAUUGAAUGAAGUGGUUUUAGCUAUAGACGAAAAUAAUGACGAAUUAGAACUUGGAGUAGAUAAGUUGGAGGAAGGUUGGAAUGAAAUGAGCAAUAUUAUGGAUAAAUUAUUUGAGAAGUCUGAUCAUUCAUUUGAUGCCAUAACUACCAAAGGAUCCCAGAAAAAUAGCAAUAGCACAUUCUCAAAUGAGAAUAUAUAUUCUACUACAAGCAAUUCAAAGCGUAUUCCUAAACCCCAGUUACACUUUAAAACACCAGUUGAUAAUACAGAGCAGCACCCUUUUAAGCCUUUAAUUAUAAGCAAACCCCAUGCUCUAAAACCUUUAGAAGAAGUUUCUACACUGAUGCCUGAAGAAGACGACAUUCCUAGUCACUACCCACAUCCAUAUGAAUAUGAAAUUGAUCAUCAACCCUAUAAUGAGAUGGUUUUAAGGUACGCAGUUCCAAUUGAACCUCGACCAUGGGAUGAAGCUGAUGCGGAAUUUGUAGAUACUGUUGAUGCAUUAAAAGUAAUGCUUCAUGAAUUAAAAGGUGUUCAGGAAAUAGCAUUAGAUCUAGAGCAUCAUGAUUACAGAUCUUAUUAUGGUAUUGUGUGUUUGAUGCAAAUAAGCACUAGAAAUAAGGACUGGUUAGUGGAUACUAUCGCUCUUCGCGAAGAGUUACAUGUCCUGAAUGAAGUUUUUACAGAUCCAAAUAUUUUAAAAGUUCUACAUGGUGCAUUUAUGGAUAUAAUUUGGCUGCAGCGUGACUUAGGACUCUAUAUUGUGAGCUUGUUUGAUACUUAUAAUGCAUCGAAGGCGUUAGGUUUUCCAAGACAUAGUUUGGCAUAUUUACUAGAAAGGUUUGCAAACUUUAAAACUUCCAAGAAAUAUCAACUUGCUGACUGGAGGAUAAGACCGCUAACGAAUCCUAUGGUAGAAUAUGCCCGUGCUGAUACACAUUUUUUACUCAAUAUUUACGAUCAGUUGAGAAAUUCAUUGAUAAAGGAAAAUAAACUUGCAGAAGUAUUAAAUGAAUCCAGAAAUGUUUCGAAGAGAAGGUUCGAAUAUACAAAAUUUGGGCCUCGGAAAACUUCCAAGAACGUCUACUUAACUAUAGCUCCUGAAGCAUGGAGGCAGUUACAAGUCCAGUACAAUAUUCCAUCUACUAAGGAACCAUUGUUACGUAGCCUAUUCGAAUGGAGAGAUUUGGUAGCUCGUAAUGAGGACGAAUCACCUAGGUAUAUUAUGCCAAAUCAAUUGCUCGUUUCUCUAGUGGCUCUGGCGCCAACAGAUAUCACUGGUGUGCUAACUGCCAGCAACUACAUAACUGACCAUGUGAGAGCAAACGCUAAAGAACUCUCUAAUUUAAUAAAGGAAACUUUAGACAGAAUAAAAAGUGCAUUAAAUGAUGGCGAUCAGAAUAUAGAGAAUUCGAUCCCUUCAAUAUCAUCGAAUUUAUCAUUGUCACAAAUCCAAAAAUUAGAUCAUCACUUUCAAACAUUGUUAACCGAAGUUCAAAGAGAUGAUGCCAAUACCGUUACGGUUAACAACGAGUCAUUAUUAUUUAAAGUCUCUUCAUUUGGAAACCAGAAAGUUGUUCGCUACAAUAACGGUAAUAAAAUAGAAAUUGAUAGUAAUGAACUUGGAAAUCGGAAAUAUGAUAUUUCAGAGAAACUUUCUCUAGCAGAAUUCACGAAAAAUUCGAUUCACAAGGUUGCAGAUGAGGAUGCACAUUUGGCUUCAGAUUCGACGCCUUUACCUAUUCUAAACUGCAGCAGUUCGGUUUCGAAGUCUGAAAUACCUGAAACCUCGGAUACUAAAGAGGACAGAAAUGAGAUUAUUGUUUUGAGGAAGAGGAAGAUACCCAAGAAAGAGAACAAAUCUAAUAAACCAGCCCCUAGUGCUGUUGUAGAAGAAACUGAUUAUACUAAAGCAAAAAAAAUUCUAACCGAUGUGGAUUCUCGUGAGGUGCAGAACAAGGCUUAUAAGAAAAGAAGCUUUGACCCUUAUAGCCAAGGUAUGACCAUGCCUGCUGCCGUGAAGAAAAAGAAGGGAUCCGAGGGGAAGAGCUUUUCCUUUAAGAAGUAA
Eremothecium sinecaudum is the source of this 2220-nucleotide messenger RNA. It is a transcript of the gene RRP6, whose product is annotated as exosome nuclease subunit RRP6. Gene Ontology annotation, cellular component: nucleolus; nuclear exosome (RNase complex). NCBI's taxonomy places the organism in Eukaryota, Fungi, Ascomycota, Saccharomycetes, Saccharomycetales, Saccharomycetaceae. The record is from RefSeq and is a predicted model, not a curated record. Bases 1 to 2220 code for a protein of 739 amino acids. The transcript has a single exon. Gene Ontology annotation, molecular function: 3'-5'-RNA exonuclease activity; nucleotide binding; nucleic acid binding. Gene Ontology annotation, biological process: poly(A)-dependent snoRNA 3'-end processing; nuclear polyadenylation-dependent rRNA catabolic process; exonucleolytic trimming to generate mature 3'-end of 5.8S rRNA from tricistronic rRNA transcript (SSU-rRNA, 5.8S rRNA, LSU-rRNA).